This is a messenger RNA of Vigna radiata var. radiata (mung bean), 1314 nucleotides long. RefSeq lists its product as uncharacterized. The record is from RefSeq and is a predicted model, not a curated record. Bases 1 to 1314 code for a protein of 437 amino acids. Lineage: Eukaryota; Viridiplantae; Streptophyta; Magnoliopsida; Fabales; Fabaceae. The transcript is spliced from 2 exons.
AUGGAGGGCAAUUUCGAAGUUGUUAUCCACCACAGUGGAAAGUUUAUAAAAGAAGGGAAACUUACUUAUGAGGGGGAGAGUAUAACUUAUUCCUUUGACCCUGACAUGUGGAGUUAUUUCAUUGUAGUGAGUGUAGUCAAAGGUCUAGGUUAUGAUGGGUUUAAGGAGUUGUGGUACUGCGUAGGUGGUGGUUCUGUGUUAAAGAAUAUGUUGGAGCCUUUGUUGGAUGAUAAAGGAGCCAUGCAUAUGAUAACCUUAGCUAGGCUUAAUGGUGAGGUGCAUUUUUUUGUUGAGCACAUAGUUUCUGAACCUGAGGUGAUACAUAUGUUAGAAUAUGUUAAUGAGAAUACAGCUGGGGGUGAAAGUCAAUGUGAGGUACCUGCCAAUGAAGGUGAGAGAGGUCAUCAUGUUGUUGAAGAUGAAAUUCAAUGUGAAGGGAAAGUUACUAAUGAUGUUAAUGAUGAUGGUAAUGAAGUUGUUGAAGGGGAAAUUGAGUGUGAAGGAGCUGUUAAUGAUGAUGUUAAUGAUGUUGUUAAUGAUGUUGUUGAAGGGGAAAUUGAGUGUGAAGGGUCUGCUAAUGAUGAUCUUAAUGAUGUNGGUAAUGAUGUUGUUGAAGGGGAAAUUGAGUGUGAAGGGGCUGCUAAUGAUGAUAUCAAUGAUUGUGAAGGGGUUGCUAAUGAUGUUGCUAAUGAUGUUGUUGAAGAUGAUGUUGAUGGUAAUGCUGCCAAUGAUUUUAUGGAAGGUUUGGUUGAUGUGCACGUUGAAUGUGAUAUAGAAGAGGAAGUUGGAGAUGAAGUUGGUAAUGUUCAAGUUGAUGUGCAAUCUGAUGGACCAUCAUGGGCUGAGAUGUCUGAUACUGAUGUUGAUGAUAGCAUAAAUAGUGAUAAGCAUAGAGGUUUGUCUGAUGAUGAUUGGGAGUCUGAGGAGUUAGACAGUGGAAUGGAAAGUGAUUGUGAAGAUGAUGAAAAGGAGGGUUAUGGGAAGUUUGUAACCUUUUCUAUGCCUAAGACAAUGGUAGACUAUAAAUGGGCUGUGGGAACUUAUUUUGCUGAGAAGCAAGACUUUAUGGAUGCAAUAAAAACGUAUGCAGUACAAAAUGGCAGAAAUAUUAAGUAUCUUAAAAAUGAUAAGAAGAGAAUUAGAGUCAAAUAUAUGGGUGGUAAAGGAGAAUGCCCCUGGAUGACAUAUUGUGGAUAUAUGGAAGCAGUUAAAACUUGGCAACUUAGGACUAUUGUUGACAACCAUAGCUGUAGUAGGGAGCACAAAGUAAGAUUACUUAAUGCAAAAUGGUUGAGUAAGAGGUUGGAAAAAUAG